Messenger RNA from Acyrthosiphon pisum (pea aphid), 2440 nucleotides. RefSeq lists its product as uncharacterized. Gene Ontology annotation, biological process: neuromuscular synaptic transmission. Lineage: Eukaryota; Metazoa; Arthropoda; Insecta; Hemiptera; Aphididae. The coding region runs from base 150 to 2396 and encodes 748 amino acids. The transcript has 13 exons. The record is from RefSeq and is a predicted model, not a curated record.
UUUAAAUUUAGUAGGUAUGUGUUUGUUUGCGUGUGAACUAUGCUUUCGUGUUAACGACAAUAGGAGUAGUUUUAUAUAUUAUUAAUUGUGUUCAUGAUAUAAGAAAUUUAGUAAUCGACAAUGUGUUUGUAUAAUAGUGUAUACCUGCAAUGGAAACGGCGGCCACUUGUAAGUAUUAUGUGACAAAGUUACUUGGUAUAAGUCCUCCGAAACCGAACUGUGUGUACGAUAUACGUUCAGGCAAUGUCCGUAAUCGUGAGCAAAAAUCGUUGUUCCGCGUUUUCUACCGAUCGAAUGACAAACGUCGAAAACAACGUCAGAGAGCUAAUAUACAAGAAUCGUACGUUCCUUCUAUGCAUGCAGACGAAGUCGGUGCCAAAAUAGGCGAUGGUCGUGUACUGGAAGAAGACACGGUUGAGGAUAUUGAAAAGAAGUUCCAAGGAUUUCGGAACGUGUUUGAAAAAUGUAAGGUAAAGAAAAAGAAACCACGUCUGUUCAAUGUCAGUUCAGGAUUGCGAUUCACACUUGUUGCUAAUUCCAUGUUGAUGGACAGUCAAAAAAAAGCAAACGAAACUGCUAGUACAGCUAUUAAUACUGAAGAAAAUACCAUUGAAGAGGAUUAUGCUGAUGAGGAGGAGGAGGAGGAAGAGGAGGAUAAUGAUGUAGAAGAUGAAAACGAUAAUGAUGGAAAUAAUUAUAUAGCUGGCAAAGAUAUAGCAAUUGCGCAAAAGGAAGCGCAAAUCGUUAAUGAUUUAAAUGAAGAGGAUUUUUCUGAGUCCAAAUGUCCAAAAGAUGUAGCAGAUAAAGUGAAUUUAUGGAUCGAUAGUUCCGUUAAGCAAACGGAUGGAUAUUCUGAAGAGGAAAGCCUAUUUGUCGACGAAGAGGAUGCCGAUUAUUAUCAGUGCGUACAAAGUUGUGAACAUAGUACUUCCCGUUUAAACAGUGACUUGUCUGACAACGACGGCUCAACGGCAUUCGCACUGGAGGAUCAACUAGUCAGAGUGUUGGAAAAAAAUACCGAGCUAACCAUCCAAAAUACAGAUUUACACAAACAAGUAUUGCAACUUCAACAUGUGAAAAAAGGCUCCGGGCUGAACUCAGUAUCAGCCCGGGCAGAUGCCGAUCAAGAAAUAGAUGAAAUUCUUAAGCUUAUGCAAGAUGCGACUGAUAAAAAGAGAGCGUUGGAAAAAGAUUAUAAAGAAUGCGUUGUCCAGCUUCAAGAUAAGCAACGUGAAUUACAGACACGGCCAUCUAAUAUCAACUAUGCAGAGAAAACUAGACUGUGUGAACACAUUGAAUCAUUACAAUCUAAGAUUCGAGAGUUGGAAAAGAAGAUGGAAUUAGAGAAUGUAAAACAGGAGGAAUUACAGUUGGAACUAGAACAUCACAAAAAGUCGACACUAAGAACUUCGUACAAGUCUAUAGAUUUGGCUUUGAAUUCACCCUCAGAAUCCACAACAUCUAGUGUAGAACUAAGAUCGAAUUCUAUUAAUCAUUCUUCUUUACCUGCAUCAUUGGAGCACAUGUAUUCUACUGACCAUCUAAGACAACACAGAUUACAGUCUGCAGGAGAUGUAUUGGAAACAAUUAAUAUCAACAGACCAAGUAUUACGGGUAGAGUAUCUACUUUGCCAUCAGAAAUCGAUCGCAUAAUGGCGAAAAUAGACCAAGAUAAUAGAGUAUUAGCAGAACUAGACAAGACAAGAUCUACUAUAGUUGCCGGGGGUCCUGGGCAAACAGCACCGCUGCAUAAAGUCAAAAUAAAAAGUGAUAAAACGGAUUCAAACACAGCACCGCUUCGGUCGUGCUUGAAAAAACGCAGUUUGCCGACUGCUGGUGUACUUACACCAUCUGCGAGUUCAAUACAGGAUCCGAAUUAUGCCUUGGCUUCUGUACCACCGCAUAUGAAUUAUCCAUAUACAGAGCUUUAUCGCGUGGCCCCUGGUCAUCUUACACAGACAUAUCAACCCUUAUCCAUUGGCACAUCAGUGUUGCCAACCGUAGGACCGCUUACUACUACGACUCCAGCAUUGGAUACUGUCUUAUUGGCUACUGGACAGCAGUCAAGAAUUCAACCCAAAGGACGGAUUAUGCCGGCAAUUCCCAGCAUGAUCAAUGCUCAACAAGAUAUUGAUUACCAAAAUAACAUAAUUAACGACGCAUUAGGCUUAAGUAUGGAUUCGACAAAACGUAUUGGGGAAAGGCGAAUGCCAGACAUGUUGGAUAUACCAGGAAAAGGACAGUGUUAUGUUUAUUGUGCGAGGUAUACGUAUGACCCUUUCUAUUGUUCACCUAAUGAAAAUUUCGAAGAAGAACUUCCAAUUACCGCAGGGGAUUAUAUUUUAGUGUGGGGUAAUAAAGACGAGGUACGUUCCAGUAUUAUUAUCAUGUUUUAAAUUCUAUUGUAAAUUCUUAAAGUUUGAAAAUUUUAUACCUAGAA